AUGAUAAGGGCCUUCGAAGCUGGCCGCCUGCUUUCCGAUGACAAGGCCAGUCCAGACUUCGCUGAGUUUUGGCUGAGGCACUUCACGCGGCAUUGUGAGAAGUACAAGGACCAGGCAGAGAUUCCUGACUUCUUGCGCAGCUACGUCGGAUUUACAGUGCGCUCCUUGCUUGGGGCCCAGUGCUUGCAAGACUUGCCAUCCUUCGCAAAGCUCUUCAAGGCCUUGAAGAAUACUCAUGCCAAGUUAGUGACUCCACUGGCGUUGGCUCUGAUUCAGCUCUCGGACAGCCCGGAUACGGAGGAAGAGGUUUGCUUUGACGGCCUGUCGAUGUCGCAGCAACACACAUUCUUCCAGAGUGCGGUGUACUUGCAGUAUGCACAGAAAAAGCUAAUGAGGCGUAUCGAAUGUGUGCAGAAGGAUCACAGCAGAAGCCCCGAGAUCCGAUUGCCCAUCAUCAAGGACCUUCUCCAACACACCCUUUCAGAGGAGCAACGUGUGUCGCUCGAGUUUGCGCGCACGAUGUUGUCUCCUUUGUCAGCAGUGGAACACCUGAGCUACUUGAUGGAGGAUGUCUCCCGGUUCGACUUGCUGCAGCUGUGGUUUGGGCCUUCGGACCAUCGAAGCUGCUUGCAGUGCUUCUGCACGGGCAAGGUCACGUGUGUCUCUUUUGAAGAGUUUAAUCGCGCCGCUCAGCUGGCCAGCUGCUGCGCCGAGGCAGUUCCCAACGCUCAAGUGAAGACCUUGCUUCGCGACCUUGCAAAGAUGAAGGAGAUCUCUCCUUCCCUGGCACCCGUGUUGUUCGCUGAGCUGGUGGACGUUAAGUUGGGGUUGCCUCACGGGGAAGUGGGCAAUGCUGCAGCCAUAGAAGAGAUGGCGGAGAAGGAUCUGCGAGGCUUGUUGAAAAUUGCGAUGGGCGCUGUGCGAAAGAUCCCCGAGGGCAAGCAAGCAGCCGUGCCCUUGCUCACGGCCUUGCUCGCAAAAGCGGAGCUGCUGCUGCCGGACAAGGCCGAGACCGCAAAGCGUCUCUUUGGCGAUGUCGAUCCAGAUGACUAA
Messenger RNA from Effrenium voratum, 1053 nucleotides. The record is from the annotation of a GenBank genome assembly. Lineage: Eukaryota; Dinophyceae; Suessiales; Symbiodiniaceae.